CUGGCUAAGAACGAAGGCGCCAAGGGCGUGCUGCCCGUCAACGCCGCCACCCGCGCAGCAGCCAGCGCCAAAGGACCCGCCCCGCGCCUGAAGCUCGAAGUCCGCCGACUGCCACCGGGCCUCACGCUGUCCGAAUUUGAGGAAAUUCUGGGAGAUGAGUGGAAGUUGGGCAAUGGCAAAGUGGACUGGCGAGAAUACCGGCAAGGAAAGGUCAAGCAGUCGCUGGGCAAAGUGCCCGAGCAGAGUCGCUGCUACAUCCAUGUGGUCAACGAGGCUGCUGUGUCUGCCUUUGAGGCUCGUUUCCUGGCUGUCACCUUCCACGAUAAGGCGGGGACGUACAAGAACCCGGAUAUUAAGCAUCUUCCGCCGACACUGGGGUUUGCGCCAAAUCAGCGAACGACGAUCAACACGAAGUUGCGAACAGACAAUCGACAGGGCACAAUCGAUCAGGACCCGGAGUUUAUUGCAUUCCUCGAAGCCGAGACACAGCCUAUUGCACGCCCACCUGCGCUCGAUAAUGCGAACGCAGAGACGGAGAAAACCGAGAAGCCUGCGGUGACGAGUACGCCGCUAAUAGAAGCUCUGCGGGAGAAGAAGGCAAAUAAAGCCAAAGCAGCUGAAACAAAAGCGGACAAGAAAGAUGGUAAGAACCAUACACGCACCGAAAGUAAGGCUGAUGCGCCUGCGGAGAAGCCUACCAAAGAGGGCAAGAACCAUCAGCCGCAACAGCAGAAGGUAGAGCAGGCGACCAAAGAGGCUGUCAAGGCAGUGAACAAGCAGGUUGCGAGUAAGCAGCAACAGGCCCAACAGCGCCCAGCCUCCCCGCAACAGACGCAACAGAAGGGGAACACUCCAGCUAGAGGCAAGAAGGGGGCACAACCAGCACAAAACACCAAAGCACAGAAUGGCACGCCUUCGAAAGCUGCUGCGUCAACGCCCGCUCCAGCGCCUGCAGCCACGGCACAGACACCAGCACAACAAACUCCGCCAAGAGCGCCACGGCAACGUGGUAACGCAGAUGGCAUCAAGAAGAUGCUGCAGAAGGACCUCGCGGGCAUCCGAUCGAAGGCAAUGCCGGCGGCAAAUAGGAAUGCCACUCCAAACUCAACCAACGCACAGUCAGUUCCUACUGCUCCAAAAGAACAACAGCAGAAACCUGCACCUAAACCACCAACGGCACCAAAGUCACAGCCACAGGCCAAACAACAGGGCCAACAGCAGCCGACACCAUCGGCAUCCACCACGAAAGCCUACCUGAAGCAUGCCAACCCCAGCCAAGGAAUGACUGAGAUACUCAUCCAGCAAGCACUGUCGCAAUACGGUGAAGUGACCAAUGUAACCAUCGACCCUAGGAAGGGUACCGCUAUCGCUCUCUUCAAAGACCCAGAGGGUCUCAAGAAAGCCUUUGCAGCAAAGAAAGUCCCGGUCGCUAAUGGCAGUGUUGAGAUCCUGGAAUGGAAAGAUCGCGGUGCCAACAACAAUGGAGGUAAUAGAGGCGGGUUCAGAGGCGGUCGAGGAGGAGGCCGCGGUGGCAGAGGCGGAGGCGCUGUUGCCUCUCCUGCACCGGCCGCAGCGUCGACCAAAGGCGACAGUGGCUCUUGA
Messenger RNA from Cercospora beticola, 1602 nucleotides. Its product is annotated as RNA-binding protein. Gene Ontology annotation, cellular component: cytoplasm; nucleolus. Gene Ontology annotation, molecular function: mRNA binding. The record is from RefSeq and is a predicted model, not a curated record. Gene Ontology annotation, biological process: nuclear-transcribed mRNA catabolic process, nonsense-mediated decay; positive regulation of translation. Lineage: Eukaryota; Fungi; Ascomycota; Dothideomycetes; Mycosphaerellales; Mycosphaerellaceae.